Molecule: messenger RNA, 573 nt
Organism: Lathyrus sativus (Indian pea)
Lineage: Eukaryota; Viridiplantae; Streptophyta; Magnoliopsida; Fabales; Fabaceae
Source: the annotation of a GenBank genome assembly
AUGAUCAUGGCACCACUUGGAGAAUCUUUGUUGUCAAAUUCAUUCUCAAAAAACAAUAACAACUCAUCAAACAAACCACCAAAACUCUCAAAUUCCGACCACCUUCAAAGAACGGUCUCGGAUAUUUCCUUCGAGCUGACGAAAGAAAUUGAUAAUUUAAAACUACCUUCGAUAUCCGAAGUCGAAGAUGCAAAGUGCGAGUGUUGUGGCAUGUCCGAGGAGUGCACACCGGAGUACAUAGACCGCGUUCGUGGCAAAUUCAAAGGUAAAUUCGUGUGCGGACUAUGUUCCGAGGCAGUGAAAGAAGAGUUGGAGAAAAAUGGUGGGAAAAAACUAGAAGAAGCUUUAAGUACACAUAUGAAUGCAUGUGUUAAGUUUAACAAAUAUGGAAGGGCUUUUCCGGUUUUGUUUCAAGCUCAAGCUAUGAAGGAAAUGCUGAAAAAGAGUAACUUAGAUGGGAAAAUUAGGGCAAAGUCUAUUAGUCCAAGGGACAAGAAAGGAGGAGGAGGACUUACACGUAGUUCAAGUUGCAUUCCAGCACUUACAAGAGAUAUCAAAAAUAUCAAAAUUUAA